GGAACUCAUUUUUUUGUAGCAUAGCAAAAUUUCCAGUACAAGUAGCAUAACAACUCAAAAAAGAGAAAAAACUGGAAACUUCAAAAAACUAGACAGAGAAACAGGAGAGAGAAAAUCAGAGUUGCGCACCAAUGGGUUCAAGAGCUAUGGUAAUGGCGCUAAUGUGCGCCUUGGUGAUGGUUAUGGUGCCCCAGGUAUUGGGAAAACGGUACAUUGUUGGUGGCAAAUUUGGAUGGACUUCCAACGUUAACUACACUGUUUGGGCUAGUGAUAAGCACUUUUACAAAGGAGAUUGGCUCUUUUUUGUGUAUGACCGGAACCAGAUGGAUGUCCUGGAGGUGAAUAAGACCAACUAUGAAAGCUGCAACACCGAUCACCCUAUUGGAAACUGGACAACUGGAGCUGGAAGAGAUGUGGUUCCACUGAAUGUAACCAGACACCGCUACUUCGUCAGUGGAAAAGGCUUUUGUUUUGGUGGCAUGAAAUUAUCUGUGAGGAUCGAGAAGCCCCCUCCACCUCCUAGAGCAGCCCCUGUUAAAAGUAAUGCUCCAACUACUUGUUACAGAUCUCAGUAUGUUUUCCCACUAGUAUUUGCCAUUGGUGCCGUUUGGGAUUCUUUCCUCCGGGUCACCGGUUAAUCACAUUCCCCCCUAUGUACUACAGUUCCUUGUACAACAUUUUACUUAUUUCUUAUAUCUCAUUUCCCUUUAGCCUAUUUAGCCUAUUUAUUCUUGUAUCUCUUGAUUUAUUUAUUGGAACUGCACUUGUUUGUGAAACUUAAAAUUGCCCAAGGCAGUUUGAUUACAUUAUCUUUUCAGGAAAA
Spinacia oleracea (spinach) is the source of this 823-nucleotide messenger RNA. Its product is annotated as early nodulin-like protein 17. Lineage: Eukaryota; Viridiplantae; Streptophyta; Magnoliopsida; Caryophyllales; Amaranthaceae. Gene Ontology annotation, cellular component: plasma membrane. The transcript is spliced from 2 exons. Bases 132 to 638 code for a protein of 168 amino acids. Gene Ontology annotation, molecular function: electron transfer activity. The record is from RefSeq and is a predicted model, not a curated record.